CGUGGGCUUUUAGUAGGCUGUGACUCGGUGGUGCGAUGUUUCUGUAUUUGAUAAUGUAGUUUCAGAGCUAAUUUUCAUUGCCGCGCUCUCCACCUUUAAGAGGACAGUUAUAUGCAACAUAAAGAGUAACGCGGUAAGUAAUCUAAUUUCUUGCAUAUUUCACAACUCAUUACAGAAUGUUGAAGGAAGAAGAAACUAUAAAUCACCCAUAUUGGCCACGCAACCUGUCCAUUCCCAACUAUGUGGCUAAUGACCGUUCAAUGUCAGAGAUUCUCAUAUUCCUGUUCUCUGUGUCCGGGAUACUGCUGCUUGCCACCUGGUCACUGACUGGCCGUAAGGUGUGUGGAAGCAGGCUUAGUGGAGGGAGGAGGUUAGCUCUGUGCUGGUUCACUGUGUGUGGCUUCAUCCAUGGGGUCAUUGAGGGAUGGUUCUCUUUAUACUACACCAUCAUUCCUAAAGACCAGAGUUUCCUUUCUCAACUGUGGAAAGAAUAUUCCAAAGGAGACAGCAGAUAUGCAAUAGCGGAUAAUUUCAACGUUAGCAUGGAGACAGUGACCACGUGCCUGUGGGGUCCCUUUAGCAUAUGGAUUGUUGUGGCCUUCCUGUAUAAUCAUUCUUACAGAUUUGUGCUGCAACUCAUUGUAUCUCUAGGUCAGCUGUAUGGUGCAGUCCUCUACUUCUUCACUGAGCACAGAGAUGGAUAUAUUCACAGCGAAUAUGGUCACCCCAUCUACUUCUGGUUCUACUUUGUGUUUAUGAAUACUUUGUGGAUUGUCAUCCCUUUCAUUCUUAUAGUGGACUCAUGGUGUCAGCUAUCUGCCUGUCAAUCCAUGUUUGAUAAAGCAGCACUAAAAGGAAAGUCUAAAAGAAGCUAGACCAGUAGAACAUGGAAGGGAUAUGAA
Molecule: messenger RNA, 902 nt
Organism: Sinocyclocheilus anshuiensis
Lineage: Eukaryota; Metazoa; Chordata; Actinopteri; Cypriniformes; Cyprinidae
Product: 3-beta-hydroxysteroid-Delta(8),Delta(7)-isomerase-like
Exons: 5
Coding region: 177-875 (232 amino acids)
Biological process (GO): cholesterol biosynthetic process
Cellular component (GO): membrane; endoplasmic reticulum
Molecular function (GO): C-8 sterol isomerase activity; steroid Delta-isomerase activity; cholestenol delta-isomerase activity
Source: RefSeq, a predicted model, not a curated record